ACGCGUACGCGUGCACGGGGCGGAGGUACAUUGAAAAAAUAAAGGACCGUGCUUAUAAUUAUUAGAGAUAAUACGGUACACAGGUGGCCUCCAGGCGCAGGGAUCGCCUUUCUUACAGAGCCGUCGGUGUCUCUUCUGGGCUGUCCUGGUGUACUGUGCUGAGCAUGAGGUAGUUUUUCUCACGAGCAUAAUCCCGAGUGCUCUCUUUGUUAGCUACCAUAGUCCAUAGUACUGCUGACAACUGCUUCCCGUGGUCUGUGGAGAGACACCAGACAACUAGCCCAGGCCAAAGCCGACUUGCGGACCAGCUUGCAGCCGCAAACUCCCAGCGAGUUUUGGACUGCCGAAUAUGUUGGUGCCGCGUAUCCAUAACUGAUCGAGUUGCUGAUGUCAAGAAGGGUGGGUGUUCGCUUUGGCUGGCCCGAUCCGCACGUACCUGGUGUCAGGAUAGCAGUGGUGUGGUUAGUGCAGCAGGAGGAACACAGCCAACACGCACUGGUCUGGGCCUCAGUGACAGUGGCUGGGAUACUGUGAAGCUCUACUCCGACUCCCACUAUCGGACAGAAGUGCAGAGGUUUCGCGUCAGCUCCUGGCAGUUUGGACAACCUCAUGUAAAGGCUGACAUUCAAAGCAACAACUGCACCGGGGAAUUGAUGGUGGUUGCCGCGUGCGCAUGCAUCCAGGAUGGCUUCACUUGUUCAGGUCACAUGCCUUGUUGCUGCCACUCUAGCCUGCUUGGCUGCUGCUCAAGUUGUGCAUUCAGUUCCUACCCUGGACGCAACUAUCUCGACACCUGAUGGACCUGUAUCAGUUACCCUCGGAUCUCAAACCUUUCUCGCAUGCAGUUUCCGCUCGUCAAAUGGAACCUUCACAAUCACGAUAACACACGCCGGAUCACCCGUCGAGUAUCCCGUAAUAAUUUCAACCAAUGCUUCUGGGCCUUCACAGCAGCAGCAAACGGCCAUUAUGCUGGUUGCCAUGGUUUCUCCGGACACCGCCGGUCAGUUUGUGUGCACGGCACGUAACUAUGCCGGUUCUAGCUCGGCUGCGUGGAACGUGCUUGUCGUGCCCAGCGGAAUGGCUAGUGCGGGAACCACGGUCAUGACAGCUUCUGCAAUGCCACUAUCAACAGGCAACAUCACCAAUGGAACAUCCACGUCCACACAGCCUGGAGACGAGACACCGGGCUUGGGAUCGUCGUUUCAACUGGAGAACAGCGCCGUGGUGAUCACUGGCCUCGGAGUGUUCGACGGCGUCCUUUUGCUGAUGGUCAUCUACUUACUGUGCUGCGGCCGACGGCCAGUGUACACACAGAGUGACGAUAGCAAAUUGCAAUCAGUUGGCAAGGAAGUAGAAUCACCACUAGUCAGUGAGUGCUCACCUGCCAACCUAGCUUCACCGAGCCAUGCCGCUCGGCUGCGUGAUGAUGAGAAGCCGUCAGCGACUAAGAGCUCCGGUGCACCGAAAGCCUUGGCCGUACGCCGAUCUGUAUCCAUGCCACUUACUCGAGGCACGGUUGGUCAGGUGUUUGAUACAGCUGCACCAAACCACCAACCCUCGCCCAGUGGCCUGCGCAAGAUAUCGCAGAAGCUGAGCAAAGCUUCAAACUUUUACGAACAACUACAGGAGUCUGAUGAUGCACAGCUAGAGCAAACCGAAGGGCGUCAACAACCAAGGUCCCGAGAAGUCUAUGUGAAUGUAAUGGCCGGCAGUGACAGUGCCAUAUCAGAUUCCGCUGGUGGCCUCGGUGCAACACUUCAAGCCACUGACAGUUUACAAACUGGUGUUGUCAAGUCCAACCCACUGUACCAGUACAGGGACGAAGUCGAAGUGGGUGACGACCAGUUGGGACAAGGCUAUGUGUCGACGUCGUCACACAGGAAGAUCUCUGAGAGAGUACCAGAUUCCAGUGUAUCGAAUAUCACCAAUGCGGGCUACGGCGCUCAGGCUACCAGCAUAUCUACCAUCCAGGUGACUCCGUUCAGAACUAACGCAUCGUCGCAAGUCAGCCUCUCGCCAGCUGGAAACGACGUGUUUUUCACGGCGGCUAAGCUCGGCACGUACCCGAGCACUCCGUCCUAUACGUCCUUCCCAAGUGGCGGCAUGGACUUCUCGGCAAUGGAGAUGCAAGAUGUCGACCAGUGGGCUCAGUCUCGGCAUAUGACAGAUUCUGGUCCCAGGCUGCCACCGCCCGGUCAAGAGCAGCGACAACACUAUGCAUCGCUGCCUGCUGCCAGGUCAGGUCAAGAUGAAGACGGCAAGGGACGCACGGCCAGGAACACGCACACCGAACGGUGAAUGUCGCACACACUGCAAAGCAUACCGCAGCAAUAAUUCUCAUACAACACGCACUACACGUACUAAGCAACGCGCAUCCCCCUGGCCGUCAGGUCAGUGUCACACUGAGUUUGCCGCUAGGAUAUCAUCAAGAGUACGUAACCCCCGGGGGGUUAUGUACUCUUGAUAUCAUGUAACCUGAGGCCCAGUGGUAACAGUCCGUCUUGAGCAAUGGCUAAGGUUUCAUAAACCUGUUGCCAAUGCGGAUAGGCGAAUACAUGUAUUGUUAUAACGUUAAUGCACACACAUGCCAAAUGCAUCUUGAAACGUACACUCCAGAUGACUGUAUUGCAUGCCAUGCUCUGUGUUUUGAAGUUGACAUAGUCACAUUCGCUUGUCCCUGGCUAACGUGCUGGCCGUAUGCACUGUAUAGUUCACAAUUCUUUUCUGUUGUGUCAAAACCACGGCUCAAACGCACACACACACGCCGUCUUAUGGAUACUGUAUGACCUAACGUUAGUGUACUGCCGCAUUUCUUUCAAUUAAUUAUCAUCCAAUCCGUUCUAGAACAUGUCACAAGUAAAGCCAGUUAGUUCCACUCACUUGACUCCUCUUGAAAGUAUUGCAUAACUAAGUUACUUGUAGGCAUACAAGCACCGUGGCAACAUGGCACGAGCUUUGAGUUUGAGCUGCAGACGGACUCAUAACAAUCAUUAUGCGAUGAAUUUGUUAUCCUUUGGCUCCAACUGAUCGCCUUGAUUUUAUGUGUUUUAAAUGUUGGUCAUUUUCAAUCAAA
Molecule: messenger RNA, 3073 nt
Organism: Sycon ciliatum
Lineage: Eukaryota; Metazoa; Porifera; Calcarea; Leucosolenida; Sycettidae
Exons: 4
Coding region: 685-2298 (537 amino acids)
Source: RefSeq, a predicted model, not a curated record